AUGACUGCCAUCUCCUCCGAGCUAUCUGGGGUUCAUAUUUCAACACAAGCGACAAAAUGCUGGCGGAUAACCGGAAUCCCAGAUACAUGGGAUAAAAACACCCUACUGGAUGCUUUGCAAAAGAUUGAAUCGCUCGAGAAUCUGCGUGGAUGUGUGGAACAACUCUCAUUACACCCGGAACCCGAUGUUGGUGGUGGUUCAGAGGGGAAUGAUCUCUAUCUGUGGGUAGAUUGCAACUUUUAUGGGUUCACACCAUUAAAUACACCAGGCGGAGAGGUGCUUGCAGACGUGAUAGCAGUAUCUGGUCUCGGAGGACAUGCCUUUGGAUCUUGGAAGGAUGGGGGGACCGGGAGGAUGUGGUUGAUGGACUUUCGUCCCUUCGAUAUUAAAGGAAUCAGAGUGAUGUUAUAUGGUUAUGACACUAGUCUCGAAAGGUCUACUGGAGGAUAUUCGGUGCUAGAUCAUAGCAGGGUGUUCAUGGAAGGUAUAUUACAUGUACGAAGCCUAGGAAACACAAGGAAUAGACCCAUGAUAUUCAUCGGGCACAGCUUUGGUGGUCUUCUUGUAUUGAAGACACUAUCCCGCGCGACUCGAGGUAGUCGGAUUGAAAGAAAAUCUUUUGACUCCAUGCACGCCUUGAUAUUGUUCGGAACUCCUCAUGAGGGGUUUGACACGUCUCAGUUGGAAGAAAUGGUUAAAGAAAAAUUAGGGGAAAGGAACGAAAUGUUGAAUUUGCUGCGAUACCUCAAACCGGAGUCAGAUUUCAUGGCUGUUCAUAAGGAUGAGAUGGCUCAUCUAUUGCCAAGAAUUCCAAGAAUAAUUAGUUUCUACGAAAAAAGGAACACGCCUACACUUAAGAGGCAUCCCAUAGGCAUAUACAAGAGAGAUGGUGAAGCAAAUAAAAUGGUAAACGAGAAUUCGGCCUUGUUGAACCUUCCGAAUGAACACAGAAUCCCGGUUCAAUUAGAUCACUCGAUGAUGGUCAAGUUUACGAACAACAGAGACUCUCCGUACCACUCUGUGAUUGGACACUUGCGCCAGGUCUUAAAAGAUAUCCCUCAUGUAAUUAGACGUACAAAAUUAAAACCCCAACGGUUUGAAUAUAACCAGCUAAACAAAAACCGCAACGCCUAUACCCAUCCAGGCCCCCAAAAUAUUCCUACCAACUAUCAAAUUCCAUUUGAACUUGCCUACCAGUGGUUUCAAAACCUCCGCUUCACCGGCCGUAAAAACCUCCUCGAAGCCCUUACCAGCACUAUUGCCACCAAGAAUCCCCCCAAACGGCAAGCCACGGUUAUCUAUGGCACCGGUGGGGUCGGAAAGACCGAGAUAGCUCUCCAAUAUGUAUACAAAAACCACUCUUCUUACACAUCUGUAUUCUGGGUCAACGCCACUAGUCUCGCGACCACCAACCACAGCUUUGGGAGCAUACUACAGCGAAUAGUUCAGCAUUACGCCAUGAACCAGAGUACCACCUCCCUUGAUUAUCUCCAAAUCGCCCAGUCCCUUGGUAUACCCGAAGGCUUAGACUCGGAUGGAAAGUUGUGCGCGGAUGUUGAGACAGUUAAUAAUGCAGUGAAGCGUUGGUUCUGCAAACAAGAGAACACGGGAUGGUUAUUGGUUUUUGAUAAUGUUGAUGAUUUAGAGUCAUUUAAGGUUUCGUUUUUCAUCCCUACGUGCAACCACGGAACAGUUAUUAUGACAAGCAGAAGACCCGAAUGUGUAGACCUUGGGGCUGGAUCAGGAAUACCAGUUGAAGAGAUGGAGGAGGCUGACGGAAUCGAGUUGCUACUAAAGUGUACAAAAAAGCUAUGGUGGUCGCAGAAAUUGCAAAAAAAUUGGGAUAUCUACCUCUUGCUAUCUACCAAGCUGGUGCAUAUAUUUGCGCUCAAAAACUAUCGCUGCGGAGAAGAUAGUAUGGAUGAGGAGACUUUGGAUGGGUGCCGACAAAGUCUUUUUUCGUACUCUUUAGCCAGUCAAAAGGGCCUAGACGAGUGUUUUUACAUCCAUCCACUGAUUCACCGGUGGGCCCGCAAGCGUAUGAGUCAGGAGCAGUUGGAAGAGAUGGCCGAUUCAGCUCUCUUAUUGGUCUGUCGCGCUCUUAAAUCUAUGGAUGAAAGGUACAAUAAAGAUGUACGCAAAAACUAUCGACUACAAUUCAUAAAACGCAUUAUAGCACAUAUCGAAAUAGUUACAAUGCACGCUCAAGAUUGCUUAGACACACUACACAACAGAUUAGGCCCGCAAUGUGGGACAGAUGAUUUUAUGGCGUUGGUAUCACAUCUAGAAUCUGCACACUGCGCGGUAGCACGUUAUAAAGAUAGCGAGAGACUGGGUGUAAAACUUUUGGCAGGGAGGGAGAGGCUCCUUGGUGCGGAUCAUGUAGACACUCUCGGAUCCAUGAAUGAUCUGGCGGGGACCUACUACAAGCAGGGACGUCUGAAAGAGGCCGAAGAGCUGUAUCUGAAGUCUUUGGCUGGUAUGGAGAGGCUCCUUGGUACGGACCAUGUACACACUCUCACAUUCAUGAAUAAUCUGGCGAGGACCUACCGCAAGCAGGGACGUCUGAAAGAGGCUAAAGACCUAAAGCCGGUGAUCUUAUCCCGUAAAUCUAGGGACGCUCAUUGA
This is a messenger RNA of Morchella importuna, 2628 nucleotides long. RefSeq lists its product as uncharacterized. The record is from RefSeq and is a predicted model, not a curated record. Lineage: Eukaryota; Fungi; Ascomycota; Pezizomycetes; Pezizales; Morchellaceae. Gene Ontology annotation, molecular function: protein binding; ADP binding. The coding region runs from base 1 to 2628 and encodes 875 amino acids. The transcript has 10 exons.